This is a messenger RNA of Chaetomium fimeti, 1646 nucleotides long. Its product is annotated as WD40-repeat-containing domain protein. The coding region runs from base 129 to 1634 and encodes 501 amino acids. The transcript has a single exon. NCBI's taxonomy places the organism in Eukaryota, Fungi, Ascomycota, Sordariomycetes, Sordariales, Chaetomiaceae. The record is from RefSeq and is a predicted model, not a curated record. Gene Ontology annotation, molecular function: protein binding.
GAGCGAUAAGAUAAAGUUUUGUCUCGGUCCCCACUUUAUUUUUCAAAAACUCGAACUGUCCAGCCAUUUCCAACAACAAAACAUUCAUUCAAGAACAGAGAGCAUCGGCAAUUCACCGAACGAUUACCAUGGCGAAAAGGAAAAGAGAAGCCGCCUCUGAGGGCGAACAUGCCAAUACCAAAUCCUCGGCCAAGAAAACGAAGGCUUCGGCCAAGAUACCACAGUCGACGGCCUUCAAGCUCGACAGCAAUGGGCCGGUGACAAUCCAGAUCAUCGCGGGGUCCUACGAUCGCGUCCUCCACGGCGUCACAGCGACACUCAAGCCGGCUCCCGCCGUGCCAUCCACAAAGAAGAAGUCCAAAGACAACAACACACCGCCACAACAAGAAGCCAAGUUCGCCGACAGCUUCCUCUUCAACGCGCACAACUCGGCCGUCCGCUGCCUCGCCCUGUCACCCGCCUCGGCGCCGACACCGGGCCAAUCGCAAAAGGUGCUGCUCGCGACGGGCAGCACGGACGAGCGCAUCAACAUCUACAACCUCUCGGCGCACCCCCCCUCGGCGCGGGCGGCGGACGACCAGCAGGCGCUCUCGGCCUUGGCCCCGCGACCGAUCCUCGAGAACCCCAAGAACCGCGAGCUGGGCACGCUCCUGCACCACACGUCCAACAUCACCCGGCUCGCCUUCCCCAACCGCUCCAAGCUGCUCUCCGCCGCCGAGGACUCCACCGUCGCCGUCACCCGCGCCCGCGACUGGAACCUGCUGCACUCCUUCAAGUGCCCCAUCCCCAAGGCCCAGGGCCGCCCCAGCGGCGACACGGCCGCGCUCGGCGGCGCGCCCUCUGGUGUCAAUGAUUUUGCUGUUCACCCUAGUAAUAAGAUCAUGAUUAGCGUUAGCAAGGGCGAGCGCUGCAUGCGGCUGUGGAACUUGGAGACGGGCAAGAAGAGCCGGGUGCUGAAUUUUGAGCGGGCGGUGUUGGGGGAGUGUGGGGAGGGCAGGCAUUCGACUGGCGAGGCGCGGCGGAUUGUGUGGGGGCGCUCGAGGGGUGGGGAUGAUGAGUUUGCUGUGGCGUUUGAGCGGGAUGUGCUCGUCUUCGGCAUGGAUUGCGUGCCGAAAUGCAGGGUGAUGGGGGAUAUCAAGACCAAGGUGCAUGCGAUCUGCUACGUGGAGACGGAGGGGAGCGGGGAGGAGACGGUGAUGGCGAUGUCGACGGAGGAUGGCCGGGUGCUGUUCUUCUCGACGGCCACGGAGGACUUGGCCGAGCCGGCGGAGGGCAAGACGGUGAAGGUGGCUAAGCUGGUCGGGCAGCUGGGCGGGAAGGAGGCGGGCGUGUCCGGCAGGAUCAAGGACUUCAAGGUCCUGCCGGUGGAGGACGAGGACGGCAAGCGGUCGUUCUUCGUCGCCGGUGCCAGCAGCGAUGGGCGGAUCCGGCUGUGGCGGGUCGGGGCUGCUGAACUCGGCGGCACCAGCAAGACGCCCGGGCAGGUGGGCAAGCUGCUGGGGAUGUACGAGACACAGAACAGAAUCACUUGUGUGGAGGCCUUCGUCAUGAUACCCCGGCCGCUGGGAGCGGAGGAGAGCGAGUACGAGUUUGAGUCGGACGAGUCUGAGGAUAGCGAUGAUGGGGAGGAGUGAUGAUGAUGAGUA